AUGAAUACCACCUAUCUCCCGGCCUCGCCGCCAGAUUCCCGUUCACUGUCGCCCGUCGCUCCCUUCGAUCUGGCUGUUGACCCAGAUGAAGAACAGCACGAGCCUAUAUGGGGAUUUAACGCUGCGCUGCUCCCUGGCGACGCCGACCAAACUGAAGACUCUCCAUCCCACCCACAAGGCCAAAUAUCCGAACUUAUUACAUCGUUUUCGACAGCGAAACGCCAAGCUGAAAGAGCUCGUCGGCGCACGAUUGUGGAGGUGGAAGCUGAAGGGGAGUCCCCGGCAAAACGUCUGCACGUUGACCCGCCGCCGGGCCCGGGUCAACCCGCGCUGGACGUAGACGGUGUGGAAGUCGAGGACUGGGUCGAUGUGGAUGGGGCCCUUUUGGCCUGGCUCGAUCGUCUUGCGAAUGAAGAGGCACUGCGACUGCAGCAGGCUGCAAAACUCGCAGGCGGACCGAAGAAAGAAGGAGAUUCUGAGGAAAUGCAGGACGUGGCCCAGGCUGUACCGGAGGAGCGGUGGGUGAUCGUCGAAGCGCCUCCAGAUGGCCCACAUGCUUCAAAGCCCAUGUUAGAUGUGGUCAGCGAGAGCGUUUCGGCCCCACUGUCACCACAGGAUCUGGUUGCUCCCAUGGUAAUUGACCCCGAGCCAUCACCAUCGCCGUCCCCUUCGCCGUCCCGCUCGCCGUCCCCCGACCGUCCUCCGCGUCGCUGUCCUUGUGCACGCUGCUCGCCCAACGAGCCAUACAACGUGAACUCCGCAUUGUCUACGGACCAAAGGGACGAGAUACAUCGCUUAUUUUCUCUCAGCCCGUUUGCAAUGGGAAUGGCCUAA
Mycena indigotica is the source of this 834-nucleotide messenger RNA. RefSeq lists its product as uncharacterized. The record is from RefSeq and is a predicted model, not a curated record. Lineage: Eukaryota; Fungi; Basidiomycota; Agaricomycetes; Agaricales; Mycenaceae. The transcript is spliced from 5 exons. Bases 1 to 834 code for a protein of 277 amino acids.